Messenger RNA from Symbiodinium sp. CCMP2456, 732 nucleotides. NCBI's taxonomy places the organism in Eukaryota, Dinophyceae, Suessiales, Symbiodiniaceae. The record is from the annotation of a GenBank genome assembly.
AUGCCGGAUUCGAAGCCCAACGAUGCAAGAGUCAAUCUCCUGAAAGAGUUUUUCGAGGAUCUUUUGAAACCAGGAUAUGUCAACCAGCGGAUCGAAAGCCUGAAGAAGCUACACAAGAAGCAAAAGAAGGAUCCGGAGGAGCCCUUUCGCUACCGCUUCUUGGACGUGACGAGCUCCACGGUUUCUGAGGAGCAGGUGACAUCUGACUUCAAUUUCGAAGUUGUUGCGAGCUACUGCUCAUCGUUUGCGGGGAACCUCCCCACAAAGAAGGAGGAAGAUGCCGAAGCUGCCGAAGACGCCUGCGACGCGGAUGAGGGGGCCGAAGCAGCCGAGGAAGAGGCUCCGGAAGAAGAUGAAUGCUUGGGAGAUGAUGUCGAGAGUGAAGAAGAAAAAGAUAAAACGAGAGGAACCUUCAAGGACAUUUCGGCUUUGUGUUCAGUUCGCUUCCCACACUACUCGCAUCGUAUGGCAGUCUUAGAUACUGGUUGCAAGGACGAGAAAGCGAAACAGGAGGAGUAUCAGGAAGAGGCCUGCGAGAAGGCCGAGCAGGCCCCAGAGAGGAGCCCGGAGCCGCCAGAGCAAGGAGACAGACUUAGCCAGGUCAAUCGGAAGGGGGGUGCGAGCCUCGGCUGGAACAAGUUCGAGUCGCUGGCCCAAGCGCCUGGUGCUUGGCACAUUUCAUGCCCCGUUGGCUUGAUUCGAUGUGGGAUCGGGAUUCAGCUUCGGACCUAG